AUGGUUAGAGUUCCGAGUCUCAUUGAAAGAUAUGCAAUCCCGGGUACUGGUUUUGACUAUCUGUCAAAGUGUGUCAAAUUCUGUAGUCUGUACUAUAGUGUGUUUCUCAAAUCUGUUCCAAAGGAAGUUCCUUCCGUUCCACAUCAACGCUACCAUGAGUUUAGUUCAGUCAAGGAAACUCAGUUUUUUGGAAAAGAUAUAUGUAAGCAUGAGAAUAUAAAGAUCUCACCUGUGUUUGAUGGAGAUCAGUGUACAAUUUUUUUCCGGACCUCAUUUGCAUCUAAUUUGGAGACUCUUUUUUCAGAUAAUGGAAACAACAACGAUCUUCCAACCACUGCAAAAGCUAAUUACAACCCGUAUGGCGUCAGCCCAACCGGAAGAUUUACCAAUGGGGCAACGGAAAUUGACAUAAUUGGCCAACUACUUGGAUUCAAGAAUUUCAUCCCACCAUUUGCAAACAAUAUUGGCUCAGGCAUACUUAAAGGUGUUAACUAUGCAUCUAGUUCGGCUGGAAGUCGUAAUGAAACUGGCAAACUUACGGCGGGUACUAAUAUCGCCUUGGGAUUACAGAUAGAAAAUCACAAAACUAUAGUUGCUCAAAUUGCUAACGAGCUUGGAGGUUUUCAACAAGCUGCACAAUAUCUAAAUAAGUGUUUGUAUUAUGUUUAUAUAGGCACCAACAAUUACUCGUUAAAUUAUUUCCAACCAGAACUCUACAACACAAGUGGCACCUAUAACCCUGAGGAGUAUGCUCAAGUUCUAAUUGACGAGUUAUCUAUUUAUCUACAUGCUUUGUAUGAUGUUGGGUCAAAAAAAUUUGUGCUACAUGGGCUUGGCAAAAUAGGUUGCACUCCAAACAUCGUCCGUGCUAAUAGUGCGAAUAAUGGAUCAUGUGUUGAAGAGUUAAACGAUGUUGAAGCAAUAUUUAGUGAGAAGCUUAAAUCUCUAGUAGAUCAAUCCAACACCCUAUAUGUUGAUUCCAAAUCCAUUUUUAUAAACACUACUGCCAUCAGAAUAGACGGUUCACUUGGUUUUAGAGUGUUUGCUUCUUCUUGUUGUCCAAUUAAGUCAGACGGGUUUUGUAUUCGUGAUUCAAUACCAUGCACGAAUAGAAAUGAAUACAUUUUUUAUGAUGGAAUGCAUCCCACAUUAGCUGCGAACAAUAUCAUCGCAUCACUUGUGUAUGAUAGUACUUCUAAUCCAGAGGUAACCUAUCCAACGGAUAUCAAACGUCUUGCUCAACUCGUUAUAUAAAUAAGUUCAAGUUAUAGGCAUGACCUUAAAUAAGCUCAAUUUAUUUGCAUAAUAGAACGAUAAGUUCAACUUAUUACGUGUAAGCAAUAAGCAAUCAUAAAUUGAGUAGAAUAAAUUAGGAUUGAUGUGUCAUAAUCCGUAAUAUUGUGUUGGUGGCUUAAUUUGAUGUUGGAAUUAUUUCUCGUUAAAUGUAAUUAUUAAUUAAUAUUAUAAUGUUUACUA
Molecule: messenger RNA, 1476 nt
Organism: Medicago truncatula (barrel medic)
Lineage: Eukaryota; Viridiplantae; Streptophyta; Magnoliopsida; Fabales; Fabaceae
Product: GDSL esterase/lipase At1g29670
Molecular function (GO): hydrolase activity, acting on ester bonds
Source: RefSeq, a predicted model, not a curated record